UUUGGCAGCUUGGAAGAAGUUUCGAAAUUAAAAGAGAGGAAGGUGGUAGGAUACAAAUGUAAGUUCUGUGUCGAAGUUCAUCCGACUCUUCGCGCCAUCUGCAAUCAUCUUCGUAAACAUGUCCAGUAUGGGAAUGGUUCCUCAGUCUCUACUGGAGUCAAGCAGGAAGCUGAAGAACCUUCACAUGCAGCUUUCUUGGAGGGUAUUGAGGGAGCCAAAGACCAUAUGGCCACUAUGGAACUUGCAGAAGCUGAAUCUGGACCAUCACUGGAAGAUGAAACCAGACCUGGUGGCUACCAUUGCAGCCAGUGUGAUCGGGUUUUGAUGUCUAUGCAGGGUCUACGAUCGCACGAGAGGAGUCACUUGGCCUUGGCCAUGUUUACUCGCGAAGACAAGUACAGCUGCCAGUACUGUUCCUUUGUUUCUGCAUUCAGGCACAACCCUUCAGGAGACUCAUAUCCACUCUUCUGGCAGAGUUUGGAUCGCCAUAUGCAAGCACACCACGGACAUCACAAACCAUUCCGCUGCAAACUCUGCCCUUUCAAGUCCUCCUAUAAUAGCCGGCUGAAAACUCACCUACUCAAAGUCCAUGCUGGUGAACAUGCGUACAAAUGUUCCUCCUGUUCAUUUUCCACCAUGACAAUCAGCCAGCUAAAAGAGCACUCCCUGAAAGUGCAUGGGAAGGCAUUGACACUACCAAGACCACGAAUUAUCAGCCUUGUAACCUCGCAUGCUCAACAUGCCUCCAAGAACCACACUACUGCUGAAGAAGUGGAAGACUCGAAUGAUUCUUCCUAUUCAGAGCCUCCUGAUGUCCAGCAACAACUGAACCACUAUCAGUCCGCAGCCUUGGCAAGGAAUAAUAACAACAUUAGCCCCGUCCCACUUUCUGGAGGAGACCAGAAAGCCGAAGCCAUCCUUAACUGUGAAUUUUGUGAAUUCACUUCGGGUUACAUACAGAGCAUUCGCCGUCAUUAUCGUGACAAACAUGGAGGGAAGAAGUUGUUCAAGUGCAAAGACUGUUCAUUUUACACAGGCUUUAAAUCUGCUUUUACUAUGCAUGUGGAAGCUGGGCAUUCAGCAGUUCCAGAGGAAGGACCCAAAGAUCUCCGUUGUCCUCUCUGUCUCUACCACACCAAAUAUAAACGGAACAUGAUCGACCAUAUUGUCCUUCAUAGAGAAGAGCGAGUGGUUCCCAUAGAAGUUUGCCGUUCCAAGCUGUCCAAAUAUUUGCAGGGAAUCGUUUUCCGCUGUGACAAGUGUACCUUCACCUGUUCCAGUGAUGAGUGUCUACAGCAACACAUAGAGAAGCACAAUGAGCUGAGACCUUACAAAUGCCAACUCUGCUACUACGAGACCAAGCACACGGACGAGCUCGAUGCUCACCUUCGCGAUGAGCAUAAGGUGAAUCGCAAUUUUGAGCUGGUUGGACGGGUUAACUUAGAUCAGUUGGAGCAAAUGAAAGGAAAAGAGGAGAGCUCCAGCAGUGAUGAGGAAGAAAAGGAUGAGGAGAUGAGCCCCGAGACAGAAGAGAGAGGGAACAUGAGGUUUUCAGAAAACGGUCCUCCUGAAAAACGCUUCCCCUGUGAAUUUUGCGGGCGAACAUUUGCUGAAGGCUCUGAAUGGGAACGGCAUGUGCUGAGACAUGGCAUGGCAAUGAAUGAAACCAACCGGGUCAUCAGUGACGAAAGCCAGGCCAAAGAGAAUGCAGAAGAGACGGUUAAGGUACCAUUGGCAGAAGAAAUGGAAAGCAGCCCAAAGAGACUGGUGGACUUUUCCCACAAGAACGAAGCUGCCAUCUGUGUCACUGUUGCUGCUACUGCUGCUGCUGAUAAUAAAUCACUCCCAGAGAUGGCAGAGGUCAAAAGUGAAUGAGCACCUGGUGUGAUUUCCGACAACCUACUUGAACAGUGAUGAAUGGGGAGGGGGCGGGCAGGGGGACAAGGAAGAAUCAAAGCUGCUUUUAGGACUGAAUGAUCUAUUUUCAAAGCACUGGUACCUGUGUGUGUGUGUGUGUGUGUGCGCGCACGCAUGUGUGGGCGUGCGUGGGUGGGCGUGUGUGUACAUAGAUUAAAUUUAUUUAAUUGAGGACGGUGGGAUCCAUGGCUCCACGACACCCACAUGACUCUUCUGGAUCUCGACAAUGGGAAGUUACACGGUCAUAACUUUGGACUUGGCGAGAAUCAAAUUCCCAGACGCGUCUUGCAUUUUGCCUUUGUGCUCCACUGCUGGAGACUUCGGGAUUCUUUCGACGACGGAGGCGUCCCAAGGAUGGAAGAAUGCAGGGGACAAAGUUCCGUGCCCAACUUUGGGGCACUCUUUUUUUUUUUUCUAGUUUUAAUAUACAUAUUACGCUUUUCCAGAGUGACAAAAAAAAAAAAAAAAACAAGAAAAAAAAGAAAGUUAAAGACUGCUUUGGCUUAAAACAGUCACCUGUUUCCUAGUACCUCAGAAUUAACCAAGGGAAAUUAAAAACAAAACAAAAAAACACAAAACAAAUCUCUGCAUUUGUGAGUACUACCUGUUGUUGUUGUGGUUAAAUAUAUAUAGAAAGACAGACUGCUGGGCAAGAUGGUGAAUGGAAGAAAAACCACAAAGUUUUAAAAGAAAGAGAAGAAAACAAAAAAAAAUAGUGCUCAAAAAUCCCUGUGGGGGGUUUAUUUCUUAAAAUACUGUGAUUUUUUUAAUUAUUUUAGUAAAAAAACAAAACAAAAAAGAGAGAAUUCCUAGAUACUGUCUGUGACUUGUCAUCUUUUAUUCCAGGUAAGCUGUUUGUUAGCGUUCAGCUAUGAUUUUAGGGCGUUGGGUUUGUUUGUUGGUUGGGUUUAUUAUUAUUUUUUUAAGACUCAUGUGAUUGACUCUGUGCCGUUCUCGUUUGCCCCAUGUCUACGUCGGCUCAGCCUGAGGGAUUACAAUACAGCACAAUUAAUUUUUUUCCCAUGUAAAGUAAUGUUACUUCCCCCGCAUUUCUCCUUUGCUCUCACCCAAUGUGAUAGGGCUGGGAAGGAGAAGUAAUUAUGGUGAAUAGAUGAUGA
Thamnophis sirtalis is the source of this 3035-nucleotide messenger RNA. RefSeq names its product zinc finger protein 462 (gene ZNF462). Gene Ontology annotation, cellular component: nucleus. Lineage: Eukaryota; Metazoa; Chordata; Lepidosauria; Squamata; Natricidae. Gene Ontology annotation, biological process: positive regulation of transcription by RNA polymerase II. The record is from RefSeq and is a predicted model, not a curated record.